AUGAACAGUGACAUAAAAGAUAUUCAAUCCGCAGAAAACACACCAGAGCAACCUGAAGAUGCUUUAGCAGAGGAAGAUGGUGAGUUAGCCGAACUGGAAAGGCAGCAGGCGGCGUUAGAUGCCCUCGAAGCAGAAGCUAAGGCACUUGAAGCUGGUUUCGAAAACACAGCAGAGCAACCUGAAGCAGCUUUAACAGAAGAAGAUGAAUUAGCGGAAUUGGAAAGGCAACAGGCGGCUUUAGAUACCCUCGAAGAAGAAGCUAAGGCACUUGAAGCUGAUCUCGGUAAACGAUUUAUAAUGAAAAAACUUACUGAAGCUUAUUUAAGAGCUAAUUUUAAUUCGUUCUACAUGGUGGAAAUAACAAAUUAA
Messenger RNA from Acanthoscelides obtectus, 369 nucleotides. The record is from the annotation of a GenBank genome assembly. Lineage: Eukaryota; Metazoa; Arthropoda; Insecta; Coleoptera; Chrysomelidae.